AUUAGAUUCCUCAGAUUAGGAUUUCUCCUCAUAUAGACCUACUGUACAAAAACUGUAUUUUCACAUUUCCACAUGUAAUUUGCAGUAGCUGUUAUAACAAACACACAGUCAGACCACAGCGGGAAGUGACAGCUUGAAGUGAAGGAUAAAAAUAGCCCUCACUGUAUUUAGAAUAGGGUGGGUUUCUGCUCUCUUGACCAAAUGCUUCUGUCAAUCAAGACUUCAAACAAGAUGGCAGACAAAGGGAACUGGGCUUUGGCAAUAACAGUCUGCGUGGCCGGUUUUCUGGUGGUCCGGGCAGACAUUAUCACAGACGCUCCGGUGGGUCAGCUGUUUGUCUAUGAGCUACACCGAGAGGUUUUCCAGAGUGAAUUUGAGCCUUUUCAUAAAGUCUUCCAUGGUCAUGUUUACAAUGAUCCCAUGGUGUUUAAAUGCAACAAGGAGCGAUUUCCAGAUCUGCCCCAGUGGCUCCGCUUCACCCAGAGGGAUUUUUAUGAGAACGGAUUCCUGUACGGGACGCCGCUGCCACAGGACAAGGGCAGGAACAUCAUCGAGAUAUUUGUGAUCAACAAACGGAGUUAUGACACAUUUCGAGAGAGGCUGGUGAUAAACGUGGGUCCUGCAGUAAAGCGCAUGCCGUACCAGGCUGAGUUCUUCAUAGAGCGGCGAGAGAUCGAGAAGGUGCUGCCUGCUGCUGUUCAAAAGGAGAUUCAACUGGACAUUCAGCAUCUGUGGGGAACCGAAAGGCUGGAUUUUGUGAACAUUACCUCUGCUCUGGACAGGGGCGGCCGUCCCCUUCCUCUUCCAGGAUAUUUUGAGGGUGUGUAUGUGAAACUGGGUUCAGACCGGCCCUUUUCCAAAUGUAUGCUGAGACUUGUGACGCCGGAGCACCAGAGAGAGUGUGAAGCCGGAGGGAAGCUCACCGGAGACUGCAGCACCUGCACAAACCCCAUCAACUGCAUAACCUGGUGCAAAUCUGUCCUGUUUGAUCUGUCCAAGCCUGUUCCUCCUGCCCCGCUCCCUACCAUGGGUUCAGGUGUCCUCGCGUGGGGUGGAGAGUUCAGUCCUCCAGAGUCUCCGCCCGAGAGAGAUUUCUUCCCCGACUACAUAGUCACUGUCAUCGUUCCCUUCGCUCUGGCUUUGAUCCUCUGUCUCAUCCUGGCCUACAUCAUGUGCUGUAGGAGAGAGGGAGUUCUGAAACGAAAUGCCAAGACCCCUGAUCUCCAGCUGUACCAUCACCACACCAUCCAGGAUAACGCCAACGAGCUGCGGAGAAUGGCCAGCGGUGACAGGCUCACCGUGGAUCCGCCUCGGCAGUGCUUACAGCCGCUCCUCAUGGCGGAGCAGGCGAUGGCGGAGCGCUGAGAGACAUUACAGAGAAUGUUUUUAACUUUCACUAUUUGUUUUUUGCUUUGUGUGUCUUUGAGGAAUACUUCACCCAAAAAAGAAAAUUCACCCAAAAAUGUUGUUCCAAACCUGUAUGCUGUUGUUGUUUUUCAUGAAACUCAACAGGAGAAAUUUGGAGAAGUCCUUAUGCAGCUCUACAGAUGGUUGAUAAGGUCUAAAAACAAGGGCAUAUGACCCGUGCUGUGCAAUGAUUUAAAGUCUUUAUAUGAGGAACAGAAUGAAACAAAGUCUCUUCAUCAUGUAAUGCUUUGCUUCUUAAGUCAUAUUGAAUGCUUUUAGUAAGGACCAUGAAUAUCACUGUCAGUAUGCAGUAGUCAAAUCUGAUUCAUCUGUUUAACCCCCUGGUAGUCUUCAGUCAUUUUAAACAGAAAAAAAAUUACAUUUUUAAUUUUUUUAAUUUUUGGUAUGCAAUACAAAGAGACACACACACAAAACAUGAUGGCAAAUGGUGUUAAAAAUAGUCACACUUGUAAUCUUCACUGUCAAAAAUGACCACCAUAGGAAAUAAAUAGAAAACACAAAAAUACAGAGAAAUCUUUUAGGGUAAAUCUACAAAUUAAUAUAUAUACAGCUGGUUACACAAUAGUCAUAACAUAUGAUUUUCUUUAUUUAUUCCACCAGAUGGCACCAAUCUGCCUUCCAUGCAUUUGAUUUGAAAUACAUUUGCUAUAUUUAGGCUAUCACUGUAUUAAUACCAGAGGGUUAAAAAGGUUAAGCAUUGGUACUUAUACCAAUGCUGGAUCAGUAAAUUCCAGACUAUCAACAAUGUAAUGGGAACAUGGUCUUUGUUUGGAGUUUGGAUCACUAUACUAACUCUUAUAUCAACAAUUGUAUGCGGUGUAAAAUGUAAUUUGAUGUGAAAUAAAUUAAUAAAACUUUAAGUCUGUGAAUGUUA
Messenger RNA from Megalobrama amblycephala (Wuchang bream), 2302 nucleotides. RefSeq names its product sarcoglycan, alpha (gene sgca). Gene Ontology annotation, molecular function: calcium ion binding. NCBI's taxonomy places the organism in Eukaryota, Metazoa, Chordata, Actinopteri, Cypriniformes, Xenocyprididae. Gene Ontology annotation, cellular component: membrane; sarcoglycan complex. The record is from RefSeq and is a predicted model, not a curated record.